CGCUGCUCAACUAAAAAUAAUGGUGGAAUAUAUGGAGAAGCACGACACAUUAGCUAAAAAUAGCUUACAGAGUGCAGCUAAUGGCCGUUCGAAAAGGAAAGAGUUAUGGGAUAAGCUGACGGAACUGUUAAACAGUAACGGACCUCCCAUGAAGCCAACAAAAGCAUGGCAGAAAGUAUGGACUGACUACAAAUAUAAUGCAAAACGCAAGCUUACCCAGCGCAUGAAAAGUAUAACAAAAACGGGUGGUGGUCCAUAUGAUGCGGUUUCAUUGAACCAUAUGGAGGAACGAAUAGUUGCCGCAGCCAAAAUAGGCGAGCACGUAUCGGGAGUACCAGGCGCAACAUCAUAUGGUUGCCAUACAAAUGGACCCAGCUGUUCUACUGCGGCUCCUCAGGCAGACGAUAAUUUCGUUUGUGAAUAUUUGGCCCAAAUCUCGAGCGCCGAUAAUACUUCUAGUGACGACGAAGGCAAAACAUAA
Molecule: messenger RNA, 481 nt
Organism: Anastrepha obliqua
Lineage: Eukaryota; Metazoa; Arthropoda; Insecta; Diptera; Tephritidae
Exons: 2
Coding region: 20-481 (153 amino acids)
Source: RefSeq, a predicted model, not a curated record